Elaeis guineensis (African oil palm) is the source of this 1897-nucleotide messenger RNA. RefSeq names its product pectinesterase. NCBI's taxonomy places the organism in Eukaryota, Viridiplantae, Streptophyta, Magnoliopsida, Arecales, Arecaceae. Gene Ontology annotation, molecular function: pectinesterase activity; enzyme inhibitor activity. Gene Ontology annotation, biological process: cell wall modification. The record is from RefSeq and is a predicted model, not a curated record.
AAAUUAAGCUCAGGGGAAGCACAAACCUCUCCAUGGUAGCACAAUCAUGGAACAAAGCCAUGAACCCCUCCUUUCUUCUCCUGCCACCAAAAAGACCACCCAUCGUUGCAACGCCCUCUUAUUCACGCUCUCCAUAGCCUCCCUCAUUUGCAUCGCCGCCCUCAUCACCCUCCAACUCAACACCACCACCCCCAACCCCUCCCAUCUCUGCGCCAACUCCCCCAACCCGGCCACAUGCAACGCCGCUAUCUCCACCGCCCUCUCAGCCCUCGGCCGCCGGCCCAAACCGGACCCGGUACAAGUCCUCCAAACCGUCCUCCACCGAUCCCUCCUCUUAAUCGACUCCUUCCUCACCUUUGCCAACAAUUCAUACCGUCCGAUCGGUGGUCCUGACACCAUCCAACGGUCCCCCCUCGCGGACUGCAUCCAUCUGAUGGACCUCUCACGUGACCUCUUCCUCGACUCGGCCUCCGCCAUCUCCGCUGAGGCCUACACCGACGCCCGCACGUGGCUAAGCGCCGUGCUGACAAACCACGUCACGUGCUCGGAUGGGCUUAGCGGGCCUAUCGGCCCACCAAUGGAAGCCCAUUUAGAAUCCCUAACGGCGUUGGCCGGUGCCACCCUCGCCGUUCUGAGCGCCGUUUCCCCGUCCGACGGCGAUGCAAUCGAACGCGUUAGCAGGUUUCCGUCAUGGCUGACGGUCAAGGAUCGGAAGCUUCUGGAAUCUUCUUCGUCGGACGGGGUUGCGGUGAACGUGACGGUGGCGGCGGACGGGAGUGGGGACUAUAAGACAGUGCAGGAGGCGGUGGAUUCUGCCCCAGAUAAGGGGAAGGUACGGUAUGUGAUUUAUGUGAAGGAGGGAACAUAUAAAGAGAAUGUGAUCGUUGGGAAGAAGAAGACUAACGUUAUGAUCGUUGGUGAUGGCAUGAAUUCGACCGUUAUAACGGGCAGUCUCAACGUUGUGGAUGGGUCGACGACUUUUAACUCAGCUACAUUAGCUGCCGUGGGGGAAGGAUUCAUACUGCAAGACAUCUGCAUCGAGAACACGGCAGGGCCCGAGAAGCACCAGGCGGUGGCACUGCGAGUCGGUGCCGAUAGAUCGGUCAUAAAUCGUUGCCGCGUGGAUGGCUACCAAGACACACUCUACGCCCACUCCCUCCGUCAAUUCUAUGGAGACAGCAUAAUUUCAGGCACCGUCGACUUCAUCUUUGGCAAUGCAGCGGUGGUCUUCCAAAAUUGCAACCUCAUUGCCCGCAAGCCGAUGAGCAACCAGCAGAACCUUGUGACGGCUCAAGGCCGGGUCGACCCGAACCAAAACACGGGCACUUCAAUCCAGAAAUGCAAGGUGCUGCCAAGUGAUGACCUUGUGCCGGUCAAGGGGUCGAUACCGACGUACCUCGGCCGGCCAUGGAAGGAGUAUUCGAGGACAGUGUUCAUGCAAUCCUACAUUGAUGAUCAUGUGGAUCCCAAAGGGUGGGAGGAAUGGAGUGGGGACUUUGCACUAGACACCUUGUUCUAUGGAGAGUAUGCCAAUGUUGGCCCAGGCGCUGGGACCAGUGGGCGUGUCAACUGGACCGGUUACCAUGUGAUAACCGACCCUAAUGUGGCCAAGGAUUUUACUGUGGCAGAGUUGAUUCAGGGAGGGACUUGGCUGCAGUCCACUGGAGUGGCCUUCACAGAAGGAUUGUGAAUCAAGUUUCGAUAAAGAGGUGGUGGGUGUUGGUUGUGGUUGGAGCUUUUGUAUGCACGCUGUGAGAUCUUAAAAAUGUGAUUUUCUGGUAGUUUCUCUUGAAGUUUUGAGAAAUAUAAUGAGAGAGCACUAAAUCAAGUGAACUGUAGUAGCUUCGGGUUCGGCAACUUCAAUUUUCUUAAUGCUUUGUGCUUGCCUUCACGAUCA